Aegilops tauschii subsp. strangulata is the source of this 573-nucleotide messenger RNA. Its product is annotated as cysteine proteinase inhibitor. The record is from RefSeq and is a predicted model, not a curated record. Gene Ontology annotation, molecular function: cysteine-type endopeptidase inhibitor activity. NCBI's taxonomy places the organism in Eukaryota, Viridiplantae, Streptophyta, Magnoliopsida, Poales, Poaceae.
GCUAUAAAGUCUCGUCCCCCACUUCCCUCGAUCAACAUCGUCUGGACUCACGGAACAGAUCUGUUCUCUCUCAGACUCUCUGCAGCGGCCAUCCGUCGUACAAUCCACCCUCCGGACGCACGGCAGCCAUGGCCGAGGCGGCGCAGGGCGGGGGGCUACGCGGCCGCGGCGCUCUGCUGGGCGGCGUCCAGGACGCGCCGGCGGGGCGGGAGAACGACCUCGAGACCAUCGAGCUCGCGCGCUUCGCCGUCGCCGAGCACAACACCAAGGCCAACGCGCUGCUGGAGUUCGAGAGGCUGGUGAAGGUGAGGCAGCAGGUGGUGGCCGGGUGCAUGCACUACUUCACCAUCGAGGUCAAGGAAGGCGGCGCCAAGAAGCUCUACGAGGCCAAGGUGUGGGAGAAGGCCUGGGAGAACUUCAAGCAGCUCCAGGACUUCAAGCCGGCCGCCUGAAAAGAUGUAAAUAAAUAUGUUAUGUGAGCUGAACCGCUCAAGCUUGUGGAUGGGGCCUAUCCAACACGCCAGCCUCACUGGAUACUGGUGUAAUAUGAUGAAAUAAACCUGCUUCCUGCCA